This is a messenger RNA of Syngnathus acus (greater pipefish), 1514 nucleotides long. It is a transcript of the gene trmo, whose product is annotated as tRNA methyltransferase O. Lineage: Eukaryota; Metazoa; Chordata; Actinopteri; Syngnathiformes; Syngnathidae. The transcript is spliced from 6 exons. The coding region runs from base 68 to 1348 and encodes 426 amino acids. The record is from RefSeq and is a predicted model, not a curated record.
AGCAAGUGCACGUUAGCUGUUAGCUUUUGGCUAUCGACUCAGCACAGCGAUAUUUUUGUACAUUUAAAUGUCGAAAAUGGCUCCUGUAUGUGAUUGCUGCGUCAAACAUGUAGAUAAGUUGAAACAGCAGGUGUCUGUGAUGCGAAAAGAAAUCAAGAAUCUUCGGCAGAUGCUGGAGUCUGCAAACAGAGCUCAUCGCAAACAUUUGCUUUCUAUUGAGUCUGCUGUGUCCAAGGUUGGUGUCGGGGACUUGAAGAAAAAACAACCUCCAUCUACUUCACCCCAGACAGAUUUAAAGCAUGGAAAAAUUCAAACCUUGCCGAUUGGUUACAUUCAUUCCUGUUUCUCUGAGAAAAAUGGGACGCCCAGGCAGCCCACCGUCUGUGGCUCCUCGAGGGCGGAACUGCGACUGCAGCAUAGUGUCUUCAAUAACCCAGAACAUGCCCUGCUCGGGCUAGAACAAUUUUCUCAUAUCUGGGUUAUUUUUCUCUUCCACAAAAACGGCCACUUGAGUCACAAAGCCAAAGUGAAACCCCCCAGGCUGAACGGCGAGAGGGUCGGCUUGUACUCGACUCGCAGUCCACACCGGCCCAACGCUUUGGGCCUGACUCUUGCAAAGCUGGACAAAAUUGUUGGUGAUACAAUUCUUCUAUCAGACAUUGACAUGAUUGCAGGCACCCCUGUGCUGGAUAUUAAACCCUACAUCCCUGACUACGACUCCCCUUGCAAUAGGAAGACCAUAGACCUGGAACCUUGCCAGUCAAACACAGAUCCCGCCCCCGUCUCGCCUCAUGAACCAAUAGAAGCACUGUUGAAGGAAAUCGAAGACGGUCAAUUUGAUGAUAGUCCAAAUCUUGUGGACCCUUUCGCCAUGCUAGAAGAAGCGAAGGCCUACUUGAGCAAUCGGGGCCUCACUCAGGUAAAUUAUGACUGCAAGCGCAGCUCUGUAGAUCAUCGGGGGACUGAGCAGGAUCAGCGGCCGUGUUAUACAGAGGAGGCUUCCAGCACCAUCGCUGGCUGGAUCAGGGAGCCGCCAGUCACCAGCCUGGAGGUGCGCUUCACUCCUCACGCACAGAGAGAGUUGGCAGAAUUCCUCCCCUCCAUCCAAUCAGAUCCCUCUGAGAGCGAUCGUCCGAGGUUCAAGUUUCUGCGGAGUUCAGACGAGGCUACCGCCGCCAUCCGAGGGGUGCUGUCUGCAGACCCGAGGUCGGUCUACAGGAGAACUCGAUGCAAAGACAAGCUUUUUUUCUUCACCCUGGACACUGCUGACAUAACCUGCUGGUUUGGACCAGGCUUCGCAGAGGUGCUGCGGGUUCAACCUGUUCAGGGCCCCGUUGGCUCCAUGUAGAAUGAUCUCCUUAUGGCUGCCAUUUUGCAUUCUUGACUGUACAAGAAAAAAACUUUGUAUAUAGGAGAAGUUAUGGAAGAAAUUCUGGUACUGUUUUGUGUGGUGGAACCCAUGUCAGCUGGCUCGGCGUCAGCCAAUUGCUGUUAAAUAAAAGUUCUAAACUGUU